AUGGCUGAGCGAAAAGUCCUCACCAAGUACUACCCGCCCGACUUCGAUCCCUCGGCGAUCGGGCGGACGCCAAAGCACCUCCGCAAAAGCGGGCCGAAAGUGAUCACCGUCCGGUUGAUGGCACCGUUUUCAAUGAAAUGCACACACUGCGGCGAAUUCAUUUACCGAGGUCGCAAGUUCAACGCCCGAAAGGAGACACUGGAGGAGCGAUACCUAUCGAUUCCUAUGUACAGGUUUUACAUUCGCUGUACAAGAUGUAGCGGCGAGAUCACCUUCCGAACAGACCCAAAGAAUAUGGACUACGAAUGUGAACGCGGCGCAAAGCGUAACUUCGAAGUAUGGCGCGACUCCAAAGACGAGAAAUACAACGAAACAGAAGAACAGACACUCGACCGACUGGAGCGCGAACAAGGCGAAGAACAGGAGCAGCUGGAACGCGACAAGAUGGCUGAGCUCGAAGAGAAAAUGCUUGACUCGAAGCGCGAAAUGCAGAUUGCGGAUGCGCUGGACGAAAUCCGUACUCGGAAUGCGCGCAUAGAGCGCAACGAGGCCUUGGGCGAGGAGGCUGCUUUGGAGACUGUGAGAGAAGAUAUUGAUGAGGCUGCACUUCAAGCGGAGAAAGAGGAUGAGGAGGCUGCUCGCAAGGCGUUCAUGACUUCCUCUGGCGAGAGGAUCAAACGUAUUGUUGAUGAGGAGGACACACCCGCUGCAAGCGUUGAAUCAAAGACAUCGGUUGCGCCACUUCCAGCUAUGCCGCCUCCCUCGGCAUCCUUUGCCAGAGUGAAGCGGCCCAAGAAGGGCGGUGUGAACAGUCUGGGCAUCAAGAAGAAGCCAUCCCUGGUUUAA
Molecule: messenger RNA, 846 nt
Organism: Penicillium nucicola
Lineage: Eukaryota; Fungi; Ascomycota; Eurotiomycetes; Eurotiales; Aspergillaceae
Product: Saf4/Yju2 family protein
Exons: 2
Coding region: 1-846 (281 amino acids)
Biological process (GO): mRNA splicing, via spliceosome
Cellular component (GO): U2-type catalytic step 1 spliceosome
Source: RefSeq, a predicted model, not a curated record